AUGGGAGGCCUCCAAUUCCCACCCGGCAUCGACGCAGACGAUAUGAUCGGACAAGGGAAAAGCGGAAUAGCAGCGCUAGAUUCCAAAACAAAGCUCGUCAUAAAAUUCCCAUACGACACAGACGCGGGACGGGCUGAAUGCGCUCACGAGAAGGAAAUAUAUGAGCGCUUAGAGCGCUCGCCUCUCCCACGACCAUCAUCCCUCUUAAAGUACUACGGCUCCACAGAGCACGGGAUCCUCCUAGAAUACGCAAAGAACGCUCAUGGUGAUGUUGAUUGUGUGAGCUUUUAUGUGGACGAGUUACUGGACCUGAAGGUCGGAGAUUUUACUCGAUCAACCGAUGCUACGCCACAGGCUAUGAAGAAGGAUAUUUCGGAUUUCGGCUCGGCUAUUUAUUAUCUGGUAACCAGUCAGUAUCCUUAUCCAGGAAUGACGGACAAGCAAAUUGAGGAGCGAUUUCAGAGGAAGGAGUGUCCGGAUCUUACGGAUGUGCAGUUGAAAUCGAUUAUUUACCCGUGUUGGGCGGGUCAUUAUGGGAGCUUUGAGGAGGUUUUGGUAGAUGUGAAGGAGCAUAUUCGGCUUCUUUGA
Aspergillus luchuensis is the source of this 588-nucleotide messenger RNA. RefSeq lists its product as uncharacterized. The coding region runs from base 1 to 588 and encodes 195 amino acids. The transcript is spliced from 2 exons. The record is from RefSeq and is a predicted model, not a curated record. NCBI's taxonomy places the organism in Eukaryota, Fungi, Ascomycota, Eurotiomycetes, Eurotiales, Aspergillaceae.